AUGAGCAUUAAUUUAUAUUAUCUUCUAUCGUUUAUGAGACAAAAUAUAACAGACUUGUUAUCAAGUCUCACACUCGUGGCAAUGCAUUUUAUUUAUAUGUUUGGGGCCAAUUUUGGCGGACAAAUAGUAACCGACCACAAUGACGAUAUUUUUAAAGCAACAUGUAAUGCAUUGUGGUACAUUGCACCAUUAUCAUCGCAAAAAAUAUUUUUAUUUUUAAUACAUCAUACAAUGAAAAGUUUUAAACCACUUCUCUGUAAUAUAUUUGUGGCUUCGCUGGAAGGUUUUGCUACGCUAGUUACCACAUCAUUGUCUUAUUUAACAAUACUUUAUUCUAUACAAUAA
Atta colombica is the source of this 345-nucleotide messenger RNA. RefSeq lists its product as uncharacterized. The coding region runs from base 1 to 345 and encodes 114 amino acids. Gene Ontology annotation, cellular component: plasma membrane. Lineage: Eukaryota; Metazoa; Arthropoda; Insecta; Hymenoptera; Formicidae. The record is from RefSeq and is a predicted model, not a curated record. Gene Ontology annotation, biological process: detection of chemical stimulus involved in sensory perception of smell; sensory perception of smell. Gene Ontology annotation, molecular function: olfactory receptor activity; odorant binding. The transcript has 4 exons.